UGUUGCUACAGUGAUACUAGGCGUGUAUCCAAACUGGUAGUGCAUAACGCAAAAAUCUCAGCUAAGCACAAACAGGAGGAAACUACAUAUCCAAGAUCGAAUCCAAGUGUUAAGAAGUUCUAACUUCCAGUUGUCAGCUUCGAUGAACCUGUGCUCAAGAGGUAUUGAGAAAGAAGGAUGAUUAGCAGCAACAGACCCUUCAUAUGGAUUAAGUUUGGAGAUAAUAAAAAAGCCUUAGUCAAUAUGUGGUGCUCCUUCGAAAUAUUACUAAACCACAUCAUUAAUGUAUGCGAAAUAGAUCCUGAAAUAAACUUCGACUUAUGUGACACUUCAGGGAAACUACUGGGGUUAACUGAUGCACAAACCUACCAGCAAUCUCUUCAAAGUAUUGAAGGUGGUGCUGUUUAUAUUCUUGUUGCUAUCGAAGAUAAGUCAGACCAACAAUUGAAUAUACGUCCAUUACUUGAAAACAUAGAACAACACUAUCCCAACUUAACAGACCAAAUACUGCAGAACCUUCAUGACAAAACAGACAGGUUUUCGAAAAAGAGGCAUAUAAAGAAGAUGCAACAGCCACCAAAGGUCACAACAAGCAGAAAACAAAAAAAUAAGAAUAUGUGGAGAUAAAUUCUUUUGAAAUGUUUAUUAUUUUCAAAAUAACAUCUAUGAGAAAGAGAUAGAAACAGAUCUAAAACUAUGGAUUCUUGAAUUUCCCCUACACGACUUUAAUUUAUGUAGAAAGGCCUUCAAAUUUGGUUUGAAAAAUGAGUUCUCAACAUCUGCAUUUUAUUUUGAUAGUUAAGCCCAAACUACAUGUAGUACUUUCGCAUCUUCUAAGCUCAUAAUAGUUCACUGUUACAGGAACUUAUA
This is a messenger RNA of Heterobilharzia americana, 870 nucleotides long. The record is from the annotation of a GenBank genome assembly. Lineage: Eukaryota; Metazoa; Platyhelminthes; Trematoda; Strigeidida; Schistosomatidae.